ACGCCCAGCUCUACCUUCAAUUCCUUUUUCUUCAUCCAAGUCACCAGGAAAUUAAACACAUACAGUAUAUCACAAAGCAACAUGGCAGGCAUACGCAUGGCCAGCGACGACGAUGACCGGAAGAAGGUGGUCCCCGACAUCGACGACGAGGACGAGCUGUUCGAGCUCGACAUCGACCUCCUCGACGGCCACCGCGGCCAUUACUAUUCUGCUGCCGUCGCCGACGACGGGCAGCAGCAGCAUGCUCUGCUGGCCAACUGCCUGCUGCCAGCACGGUCGGUGAGCAACGCGGUGCCGGUCGACGCGAGCAGCGCGCUGUCGUCGUACCCCUACUCAGGCUACUACAGCUCCAGGAGGCUCGUCUUGGGUGGCGGCGUCGGCAGGAGGUUUCUUCUUGGACGGCCAGGGAACUCGGCCAGGUUUUGCUUCUCGAGCAGAGGCUUCGAUGCCUACUUUCAGAGGUACUGAUCGGGCACGUUUCGUCCCAUGUAAUGCAACAGCUAGCAGUACAGACUACAGUCUACAGACCGAUCGAGCAAGGUAACUAGCUAGCUAGGUUCAGUGGCUUAUGUUAAAGCGCAAUAAAGAGGCUGCAUUUUUGCCACAAUAUGGUUCAUUUCUGGCUCAGUCGUUGUGUACUAUAAAUCGACGGAACAGUUCAACUUUGUUUUCAGUCACUUUUUUUUUCGGAAUUUCGGGUGAUUAUGUGAUGGUUUCUCACCCAGAUUUCUACGGCCAGGAUCAUUCCAAGAUUCCAGAUUUCUAAUUAUCUCUCGGGUGAUUAUGAUU
Molecule: messenger RNA, 789 nt
Organism: Setaria italica (foxtail millet)
Lineage: Eukaryota; Viridiplantae; Streptophyta; Magnoliopsida; Poales; Poaceae
Exons: 1
Coding region: 82-468 (128 amino acids)
Source: RefSeq, a predicted model, not a curated record